AAGAUUCGCGAUUUCGCAUCGAGAGGGAAACCUAAAACCCUGCCCUCCCGAUGGCGGCGGCGAACGGCGGCGCCUCGCGGCGCUCGCGGCCGAACGUGUUGGUGACGGGGACGCCGGGCACGGGGAAGACGACGACGUGCUCCCUCCUCUCCGAAGCUGCGGGCCUCCGCCACGUCAGCGUCGGCGACUUCGUCCGCGAGAAGAGCCUCCACGACGGCUGGGACGAUGACCUCGAGUGCCACGUCAUCAACGAGGACUUGGUCUGCGACGAGCUUGAGGACAUGAUGGAAGAAGGUGGUAUACUGGUAGAUUACCACGGAUGUGAUUUCUUUCCAGAGCGUUGGUUUGACCUAGUAGUUGUGCUCCAGACUGAUAACUCAAUUCUGCAUGAUCGCUUGACCAGCAGAGGCUACACGGGUUCCAAGCUCUCAAACAACAUAGAGUGCGAGAUCUUCCAAGUGCUCCUGGAGGAGGCGAGGGAGAGCUACAAAGAGGACAUUGUCAUGCCCAUGCGAAGCGACAACGUGGAGGAUAUUAGUAGGAACGUAGGUACAUUGACAGACUGGGUAAAUAACUGGAGACCUUCCUGAUGAGCUAGUUGACCUGGAACCUAUAUGUUGGAUCGUAUGCUUUGUGUAUUGAUUUGUAUUGUUUUGACGAAGUGGGUUUUUUCCCCUAACAUAUGUAUGUCUAAUGUCUGAGAUUGUAAGAAUAUAAUUUUGAAUGUGUAAAUUAUUAGUUUGGAAUUUUCAUAGA
Messenger RNA from Panicum virgatum (switchgrass), 756 nucleotides. Its product is annotated as adenylate kinase isoenzyme 6 homolog. Lineage: Eukaryota; Viridiplantae; Streptophyta; Magnoliopsida; Poales; Poaceae. Gene Ontology annotation, cellular component: nucleus; cytoplasm. The transcript has 3 exons. Bases 51 to 590 code for a protein of 179 amino acids. The record is from RefSeq and is a predicted model, not a curated record. Gene Ontology annotation, molecular function: ATP hydrolysis activity; ATP binding; AMP kinase activity.